Molecule: messenger RNA, 552 nt
Organism: Clonostachys rhizophaga
Lineage: Eukaryota; Fungi; Ascomycota; Sordariomycetes; Hypocreales; Bionectriaceae
Source: the annotation of a GenBank genome assembly
AUGACUAUGGAUAGUUCACACAAAGACAUCCGACAACUUCGUCGAUACAUCACCACGCACGCUGAAGAUGGUAGAACGACAUUCAUAACCGACGUGUCAGAGGAGCCACAGUUCAGGCAGCUUCCUGAUAAAGCCGAAUUCGCGCUUUGCUAUGCUAGCAACCAGUUCCCCAUCCAAUUAGCUGACGACGCAGACGUCACGACCUAUAAAAACUACACUGAAAAUCUGCCGGGGAUUACCAUAUUGACGGGAACUGUUCUACGGGUGGUAGAUAUGCCUCCCGGUGCGCUGUCACCAAUGCACCGCACCAUCAGCCUCGAUUACGGGGUGGUGCUGGAAGGUAGAGUGGAGCUGGUGUUGGAGUCGGGGGAGACUCGACUUCUGGAGAGGGGAGAUAUCUCAGUUCAACGUGGAACGAACCAUGCUUGGCGUAAUAUGAGCACGACGAGCUGGGCAAGGAUGCUGUACGUGUUAGUACCUGCAGAGAAUUUGGUCGUGGCUGGAGAGAGACUGGCUGAUAAUACAUUGGAAACAAUCCCUGGCCACAAGUAG